GCAUCCACAUCCAUCUCCAACACUCUUCCGCUGCUCGUCAACCAUGGGAGGACUCUACUAUGGCGCUGGGGGCGCUGGCUCGGCCCUCACGGUCAUUGGACUUUAUAUGCUCUUCCAAGGCGAAGGAGAGGCCUUCAACGUCGGCGCCUUUCUCGAAUCCAUAUCACCCUACGCCUGGGCUUCGACCGGCAUCGCCCUCUGCAUAGGACUGUCUGUGGUGGGAGCAGCAUGGGGCAUCUUCAUUACAGGCUCGUCCAUCCUUGGAGGAGGUGUCAAGGCACCACGAAUCCGGACCAAGAACUUGAUCUCCAUCAUCUUCUGUGAAGUCGUGGCCAUCUACGGCGUCAUCAUGAGCAUUGUCUUCUCCGCCAAGAUGGAGAAUGUAUCGGGGCCAGGGAUAUACUCUGCGGGAAACUAUUUCACCGGUUAUGCUCUCUUCUGGUCCGGACUCCUGGUCGGCGCGUGCAACUUGAUCUGCGGCGUCUCUGUCGGUAUCAACGGGUCUAGUGCUGCCUUGUCUGACGCGGCUGAUCCAAGUUUAUUCGUCAAGGUUCUCGUUAUUGAGAUCUUCUCUUCAGUGCUCGGCUUGUUUGGACUCAUCAUUGGACUGCUUCUGAGCGGGAAUGCCGAUCCAUUCCAAGCGCCCGGCAAAUAGAUAAUCUCCUGGAUGUUGCGGAAUCGACGCCUUGUAUCCAGACCUACCACGGGCCUCCACCUUGCUUGUCGCAACGCCGAUCUAUGGAUGGAUUGGGCAGCUACGAGCCGCGGGAAAAUGCAUUUGCGGGCGAACAGGAAACAGCAUGGCACAGGCAAGCCUCAAGUGGUAUACCGGCGACAGUAAGGCUAUGUAUGUAUGUAUUGUGACAAUACUUUGAGGGCAUCUACGCCCGCACCUUCAC
Molecule: messenger RNA, 899 nt
Organism: Sphaerulina musiva SO2202
Lineage: Eukaryota; Fungi; Ascomycota; Dothideomycetes; Mycosphaerellales; Mycosphaerellaceae
Exons: 4
Coding region: 44-655 (203 amino acids)
Biological process (GO): proton transmembrane transport
Cellular component (GO): proton-transporting V-type ATPase, V0 domain
Molecular function (GO): proton-transporting ATPase activity, rotational mechanism
Source: RefSeq, a predicted model, not a curated record